AUGACGCUAGAGCAGCAUAAUUCCUACUACCGUUCCAUAUUCGAUAGGGUACGAGAAGAAUCGGCAUCACGAGAUGACAUCCCAAACGCCGUCAUGGAAAACCCGACAAAGGAGCUAACACUAACAUUUUACGGAAGGUGGAAUGAACACAUAUGUCUUGGUUGCGUUGAUUUUCACGACACCAAUGAUAUAAUCCACGUUGAGAUACAUGCCAAGGGGGAUGAACCUGACGGAGUCACCAAAGAUGAUCUCAUUCGCAGCAUUGGCGAGGUCUACAGAGGGCUUCAUGUGUAUAGCAAAUCGAAUAAAGAAACCGGCAUCAUUCUUAGUAACUUUGACUGGAUGGGUACGACCACACUAUGUAACCUGGAGGACAGCAUAUUGUACAUAGGCUAUAAACCGGUAACUCAACCGCCUUUGGUGAAGAUAGAGACGGAUGGAUUAGAGGGAAAAGGUGAUGGUGGGGAAAGAUAUGAAGUUACUUGGGAUCCGAAAGCUUUAGGGGCCGGAGCAUUAGCAUAUCAGGGUUAUAAUGCUGAUUACACAAAGAAGCUCAUGGUGGUAAAGGGUUGGAAUUUGGAAGAUUGGGACUUAAGCAUGACUUUCUAA
Molecule: messenger RNA, 609 nt
Organism: Annulohypoxylon maeteangense
Lineage: Eukaryota; Fungi; Ascomycota; Sordariomycetes; Xylariales; Hypoxylaceae
Exons: 1
Coding region: 1-609 (202 amino acids)
Source: RefSeq, a predicted model, not a curated record